ACCAUAUAGGUGGGUUUUUUCCCAAUUAGUUUCUCACACCUUAUUAACAAAUGAAAAGAAUGAUAUUUGAUUUUUAAACUCUGAUAUGGACUUGGAGUGGGGAUUUAACUGUUUCUAGACUUUUGCAUCAUUUUCCUGUGACUUUAGUGCUCUCGGGUUUAUCUGUGGCCAUCCAAUGCUCUGAAUUAAACCAGAUACACGUGACUGUAUCUGGAGAAUUUAUUGAGGUGUUUAUUUAUUUUUUUUUUUUAGCUGAAAACACCUUCUUUCCAAUGUUUUGCUUCUUUUCCGAGAGUUAAUCUAAAUUUUCUUGGAGGUAAAACACCUUUCCCAAAGGGACCCGUGUAUGAGGGAGCAGUUUGGCCACAGGGUGGAGCGUUCGGAUCUCUGCAGGGAAAAUCCAAAAGCUGCCUGCCUGCCAGCAUCCUCCAGCAGAGAGGGAUGUUGCAAAUCCUCUAAGUUCUCCUGGGAGCACCGAUCCUUGUGGUGAUUUAUGUUCAUACGUGCAAUAAGGGUGGGAAUGGCUUUUGCCCCCGCCCAGGUCUGGAAACAGCAUCUAAAGGUGAAAUUAAUCACCAGGGCGUUGCAUUCAGGGCAGCAAUUCCAGUUUGGCUUCUCGGAUCCUUCACCCAUCUCCUCCUGUCACAUGGAGGUGAAGGGGUUCCCAUCCCACUGAUCACCCCUGGAUGCAUCAAAUUCUUCCCCCAAAUGCAUUUCUGGCACAGAUGGGGCAGGGUGCUGUCCUCACCUGCUCCCCUGCACCGCUCAUGAUGUUCUUUGCCUUCCCCAGGCUCAUCUUGGGCUAUGCUCGACUUGGACCACACAGAGGGAAAGGCUAAGGACCAGCAGCAGAUGCAGGAACUUUACUUAAUAAAUUGCUAAUAUAUCCUCAUUAACAUAAAAGGCCUUCCAGAGUGGAUACUAAGACAAAGAGCUCUUGGCAUUUGUGCAGAUUUAAGGGAACAUCUGUGUUUGUGAUGGCAGAAGAUUCAUUGUGUGAUAAUAAAAACACAGCUUCAAAGGAAAAUAUUUUUACUCAUAAAAAGUAAGACUUUUUAUAAGAACUUUCACUUUUGGUUUUUUUUGUGGUUUUUUUUUUUCCUAGAUGUCACCACUUCCAUAACAUUUUCUUUCCUAUUGAUAGAUAUGCUAUCUAUUUAAAAACAAGAAUAUAUCCUGAAAGGACUAAUUAAACCAUAAAGCAAUAUUUUCAAUGGUUCUGUUUUCUCGUUCACCUUUAUGUGCUUUGAAAUAAAAUGCAAAUCUAAAGGUCUGCACAGGCUGAAUUAAAUAACUUCCUACCUUGUAGUUGGUUUAGUUUAGCUAUUUAAGCAUAUAAACCUAUUACCCAAUUAAACAAAUCAGUAUUGGUUACAACUAAGAUGAUUUACAAGUUGUGAAGUGAUUGCACUCAUUUAAUUAAACCUAAAAAAUAUUAUUUAAUUAUUUUGAUAUGUUUUCUGCAUUUAGGUGUCACCUUAGAAAUAUUUUAAAAUUAAGAAUUAAAUUUAAGAACUGCACAUCUUAAACCUUGAGAAGAAUAUAUGGUGGUGUUUAAAAGUGUGAAAUUUAAAUACUGUAAUGAGAACUUAAUGAUUAUGCCAUAAGCAGGAAAUACAAGAAAGGGGAGUGAAAAAAAUCAGACUUAGUUUGUUGUGUAAUAAUAAUGAAAAGCUAAAUAUUAAUGGUAGGUUGUGAGUCAUAAUUUUCUUACUAAGAUUUAAAUUGUUUUGCUUCAGCUGAGCUUUAGAGGCUGCUCAUGUGCAUCUUCCUAGCACAUCUCAAAUCUUAGAUGGGUUAAUUUAGCAAAGCCCAUGCUGGCUAUUAAAGAGCUUUCUCAAAACAUUCCACCUACAGAGGAAAUCAAACCUACCAUGAGACCAGUGAACACAAAAUAGAUUUACUUACAAAAACCAGCAUGUGUUUAAUGUGUGCUGGCAGGGAGGAGAUCAUUACCACAGCAACUAAGUCUCUUCACUGCUUUAUGAAUUGAGGCUUUUCUUGUAACUUUUGGCCUCAAACACUUGAUGUCCAUAACCUCAGUGAUAAUAAAUUCAGCAGCAUAUAAAGGUGUUUGCAUGGUGAGAUCCUGGGAAGAAAGGACUACUUGAAAUAUAUGUAUCAAGAUUUUGCUAGUGUUUACCUAAUGUUUGUAAACUGCAUUUUGUAUUUUUUUAAUGUUUUUGCACUGAGGGUAGCACCCAUAAAAGCCCCCCAAAUGCAAGCAACAAAAAAUUCCAAGAUCCUCACUUUAAAAAAUGGGUUAAGAAGGGAUCCUCCCUUGAAGAUAUGAGUGUUCCAUGUGGUCUCCUAGGACCUGGGCUAUGAGCAGUUAAUGCAAGGGCUGUGGGGCUGACUUACCAUCCACUGAAAGCAGGGGAAAAAUAUUAUUUUAUUCAUCAUUGCAGUGAUGAAUAAAAUCCCACUGUUCAGCUGAAUCCCAUCCAUUCAGAACACUCAGAAGUUCCAUAGCUGUGUCUUUUACUUUUGAGACUGAAAAGCUAUUAUGAGAAAACUUGUUAUGUUGAAAAACCGAGGGUGCUAAUGGAUUAUUAAGUGUCUGGGUUAACCUUACUAGAGAUGUUUUCAUUGGGAUAACUCAAUUUAAUAUAGUAUAAUAGAAUUUUCUGGUAUAUGUGAAAGUCCAAAUGGUGAUGUGUAAAAGCAAAGAUGAAAAGUCCCUUUGAGAAAUCUGUUUGAAAGCUGAUUAUUUGAAAUCGCUGUAACCUUAUAACUGCUUGUCCUAGUGAUGAGAUAAUGAUAUAAUUUAGAAGUGGGAGGCUUAGUGAUGUAUGUUUCAUUUAGAUUCUUCCUAAUAGGUGACAUUUGUUGAAAGCUGACUCUUGAACUGUGCUGCAUGGCUUUGCUAUCUAUCUGCCUUGGAGCUGUUGGAGAAUGUAAUUGCAUUUUGCUUCAUUUCCUGUAUAAUUUAUGUGAAAAUCCCUCAGUGGUAGGAAAGUACAAAGUCCAGAUAAUGAGUAUGUGACGAUGUAUAAGAUUUAGGAUGGUUGUUUAGGCUGCAGCUUGAACUGCCCGUGACUCAGGCACUUUCAAGGUCAUCUGAUAUUUAGUAAGCUCAGGCAGCACAAUGCUUCUCAGAAUGUAUAAAAUUAAUAACAUGUUCCCUACUUCUAACAAACAUCAGUCUGAAUAUCAUUAUUUUUAGAUAUAGAGGUGUGUCAUUGGGGUAGGGUAAGAAGAAAUGACCAAUUUUAUUGCACUGAGUUAUUGCAGUAUUUAAAGCACACUGUCUUUGUGUGAAAAAUAUUUAAAGUAAUUUUGUGCAAGGGUGUAAUAUUUUGAAGUUUCCAAAGCUUUCCUUUUUUGUUCUGUUACACUUUCAGAGUUUUUCCUUCAUAGUUUCUUGAUCUAUUUCCAGAUCUGAAUUCAGGUGAUGUAACCACAGCCUGGCACCCCCAGCUUUCCCAAGCACAGUGUUGAUGCAAUAUCCUGGAGAGCGAGAGGAAUAAGCUCUUCUCUUUGCAGACAGUAAUUUGAGGAGCUGCAUUUGUGGUCUUUUCUUGGACAAAUGAUGAUUACUGUUUGCUAAUGAGUUCAGUAUUGUGUACCUAAACAACCUCCUAGGUUGUAAUAGAAUUACUAACAUUCCUUAUGCAGUGAAUUAAGCUCAUCUGAAUUUCCUUGCCCAUUUUUUAUGAACAUCUCCUUUGUGAAGAUGUUAGUCAAUAAAAGUAGGUGAACUAAUCUUACUAUUCCAGUGCCAAAGCCUUUAAAAUUAGGGUGGGAUUUUAGCCUGGGAAAUUGAGUGGAUGUUACAAAACCCAAGGAAACUAGAAAUAGAUUUUUAUGGAUGUCUGCUCCAGAUACAUCCCACCUCUUCCAGGGUUUGGACUGGCAACCUUGUCCCAGAUAUCAUCACUCUGGAAAGUCCUGGCUGUUCAGUUACUUUCUGCCACAUUUUCAGUUGCUUUCUUCAUCUAAAAUGACAAAUUUCUUGUUUUUUUAAAUUAAUUUAUUAAAUAGUCUAAAAUUAUCUUCAUUUUCACUGACUCCUAGGCCUGGCUUGUAAUGACUCACAUAAGUCUGGAAAAUAAUUUGGUUACAGUGCUUUCAAAAAGGUCUCUGGUGAAAUGCACACAUCUGUGGGACGCACGCCAGACUGCUGGCAAAGAAAAUACUGAUUUCAUCAUUAGGCAAAGAAAAUACUGAUUUCCUCAUAGCAGAAGAAACAGCAGCUUAUGUAUUCUUGAAAAAUCAGUUUUCUGAUGGUGUCUAGUUACUUUUUUGCCACCUGAAAGUAGAGAGCCACAAGUCCCAGGGACAGUGAGCCAGGUAGGGAAGGGCAGGGCUGCAAGCCAAGGCAUCAGCUGAACUGGCUAUAAAAGCUUUAAUGCUGUUCUGCCCCUCCAUGGGUGUUUGGUUUGGCUUGUGGCUGUUUCUGUUUGUCUUCAGCUCCUUUGCUUCCCUUGGUUUUCUUCCUUAGCCUCUGUCUUAGUACUGGUCUCUAAAACACUCCUGAAAAUUUUGAUUUCAAUAUAUUCUCUUUGGAGUUGUACUGUUACAGAAAUGUAUAUUUUAAUAGUAAUGAAACUCAUCCAAGAAUAAAAAUAGUAAUCUCAUGAUGCUGUAAGAUCAGUUAACUGCACAGGAGGAGCUUUUGAAAUGGAAUUUUUUUUACGUGGGAUGUGAAUUCACAAAGAAAAUUGAACUACAAUGAGAGCAUUCUCCUUGAUCCAAGUGUGAUAAAUGUCAGCAAGAGUUAUGAACAUGCUAAAAUUGAAGAGCAGAACCUACUGUAUGAAAUUAGACUGUCCAAACAAUUUUAGAAGGAGAGAAUGAUUUACCAGAGCUCAAUAGAUCAAUUUUAUUCUCAGUAAGUGAAAACAAUGGCUUUGGCACUGUUACCUAGAAAUCCCAUAAGUGCUCUUAUGUCCAGCUGCAUAUCUGUGUUACCUCUGGGGACUAAACAGGUGAACUGAGAUUCCAAUCUGAGAAUUAACAGUCUGUCUUUGAAGUCUAACUGCUGUGUCUUUUCAUCUUAGCUCUUUCAGCUCUGCAAGUAAAGGUCCUCUAGCUAUGAGGAGCUUCAGUGUUUUCACACAAACCUGGAUGCCCUACAGCAUCACUGCCUAUCACUGGAGUCUGUGAAUGUUUUCAGCACUACUCAUGACUACUUCACUUAAAAAUACACAAGCUGUCUUGGUCAGUGUUUCCAAAUGCUUCCCCCCCACCUUUGUUUUCUGUACUUAUGGAUGUGAGGGAUAAUAUUCUCUUUUUCUUACCAAGAUGACUGGAAAACUUGUCCCUUUCUUAAUUUUUUUACCUUGAAAUUGAGAUCAGCGAUGUUCUGAAUCUCCCAAGCUGGGAGAUUUUGAAAAGUCCUGAGUUGAACUGCAUCACUGGAAUGAUGGGUAAAAUUUAAACUCUACCUCUAUGGGAAUAAAGGAUAUGGGAAAGAAUAAAGCCUACUGUUUCCUUGAAUUGUCAGUAAGCAGAGUUCACCAGCCCAGCUCUUUCCUGGGUAAGUGUUUGAACAUGCAAAAUGAUCCUAUGGAUCAAAUUUGAGUCUUCCUAUUACACACAGAGAGCUGAAAGUUUUGCAGUAAAAGGCUAAUGUCCUGUUUUCCAUCCCGUUAAUAGCAAUUGAAAUCAAAUCUAUAACCCCUGUAGUAUUCACUCAGACUAAAACAAACCCAAGCAGGUUUCUGGAUUCAAUAGAGCAUAUUGAAAUGGGCAGCUGGGUGUUCUGGUUGCUGGACUGCUGGCUGAGUUGAAAAGCAAAACUAAAACCCUCUUUGUGAUCUGAGUUAACACUUGAAUUCUUUAGAGGCUGCUGCAGGGAUCAUGGACAACAGAGGAUAUUGCCAGCUUCAGGGCUAAGUCCUUGAAGCUUGCUUUCCAUUUUCCCUGCAUCCUUCUGUCAGAUGGGCUCGGAAUCCAUAAGUCUCUUGCUGCUCAUUGUGCUUUUAGUGUUUGGUAGUAACUUCACAUGAUGUAUGUGCCUCCAGCACUGGCACUAUUAGAGCUGUAUAAAUGUCAGCUUUAAAUUGUCCCUUUGUUUUUUUUAGAUCCUCAGCUUUCUUCUAACAAAGGGGAACAAAAUUUGUCUGCCUCAUUGACACAUUAACAUACACUAGCCAAUUAAAUCCAUGUCAAUCAGUAAUGUUAGUGUUUUAAUGGGUUUGGUAGUGCUGUAACACCAUGACACUAAAGGAUACUGCUUUAUUUGUGAAAUAGAGUCAUCUCUAGGAAUUAUAGAUGAUGUUAGAUUUUAAUCUCUCCACUGUGGUUCCUUCAGCUGAAAUGCAGGACAUCUAAAAUCUCAAGGAAAGCUAUGAGGCAGGAAUGGUAGUACAGAUAGAGAGAUAUCUGUGUUUCUCUCCUGCAUAUUUUGGAGAUCUAGCUUAUGUCUUCUGGGGAAUUCAGACUGUUACUGUGUCAAAACCUGCCUUUUGGGGCAUUUGGGUGAGUGUUUAUCUGCAAUAUGAGAUUAAUGUUUAUGCACAUGGUGGAAUAAUCAAGGAUGGACUGUGGUAGAGUGGCCUGAGCAGAGGGGCACUUAUGCUCAUGAGCACAGGCAGCAGAACCUGCCCCCAGUGCUGUGCCACUGGCUGAGCUGCAAAGGAAAACAACUACAGACAAGGAAGGACAUUUGAACUAACAUAUUCCUGCUUUUAAAUUAUAUAAUUGAAAAUAUAUCUUGUGGCAUGUCAAAAAAAGUGAUGAUGUGGGUAUGUUUGCAGUUCUCUAAAGGGUGUUCCUGGCAUCCAGAAUAGUUUCUUUGUUUUUCCAGCUAGGAAAAAGUAAUAAGACUUUUUAGGGGAGAAUUCUGGGCUGAUAUGUAUUCCUUUUGGCUGUUUGCUUUCACUCGAUGCAUGGUCUGACAGGGAGAGGAGAGUGGGAUGUUUUCUUUGUCAUGUGAACUGGCAGCCAAAUAGGAAAGCCAUUUAAAGGUUUGUGGAUUUAGGAAUGGUACACAAAGACUGAGAUGUCAAAGAUCUAACAGCCUUUGUUUUAUAGACUUCAAAUGAAAGAAAAAAUAAAACACAGUACAGAAAAAAGUAUUUUUUUUCUGUGAUCCAUCCAUGGUAAGCUGAAAACUGGAGUCCAAAGGCUUUAGUCUCUACAGGGGCUAAGGGAGGUGGGUGCAAGAGAUGCUCAGAGUGAGGUUGGGACUAGAGAGUUCAGUUCACAGAAAAAGCCCCACACAGUGGGUCUUAGCAGGCUUUAAUAGUCAUGCAUAUGACAUAUUCUGUGGUGCAGAAUACAGCUGAACUCUGAAUAGGGGCAUUUCUUUACCAUUCUGAUUUGUGCUAAUGCAACUCGCAGAUUUCUAGGGAAGCUUCACCCAGCUAGCAAACUCUAGGCUUUAUUGUGAGAUACAUUUUAGAAAUGCAGAAUCAUAUUUAUCUGGUCCUUACUUGUCAUCUCAGAAAUUCAGUCAAUUACACCAAAUGGACUUACUCUUCCAAUACUGUAACAAAAGAUAAGGCUUGUGACCACUUAGCCCUUUAGUUAACUAAAUAAGUCUAGGACAAUAGACAGUAAAAAAGUGAAAAGUCUCACCAAGUGGCAAUACUUCAGAUUAAUUCAAGGUGGAGAGAAAAAGCAGCCUGUGCUAUCCUCUACAGGAAAUUUAGAAGCAAGAACUAAAUGUUCUUUUUGUGAGACACUGCAAACAAAAGUUAACUACAACAGACCAUUGAUUUAUGCAAUCAAAAUUGUUGCUGCACUGUGUGCAGAGCUAUUAAGGAGCGAAAAUACCAAGUUAGGAACAAGUAAAAACUCUGCAAACUCUUCCUUUCACUCCCACUUUUUGAGCAUCAAAUUAUGGUUGCAGGAACUAUUAAUAUCUAGUAUUUUUGCCAUGUUUUGAUAAUGGCACCAGAAUAUAUAUAACUUCUAUGAUGGAGAAAAGCCCUAAAAAUUCACUUCCCUGGCCCCAGCAGAGCCUGGAGCAGUUUAUUCUAUCCUGGCAACCAAGCCCAGCACCACAGAGAUGCUGACAGAGAGGUUCUGUUGGUGCUGACCAUAGAAAGGGUGUCAGGAGACUCCACCACUAAAACUGGAAGUCCUGUGGGAGAAUGCCAUUGCAUGUUUCUCUGAUGCUGAAGUCCAAAACACAAACCACCUUGCUUUUGCAGAGCAAGAAGCUUGUGUCAAGCACAGGCAGCAGAAACACCAAGAGCACCUACAGUGUUUGUUGGCAGCACCACUGAGAGCGGGCCAGUGCGGUGUGCUGGGUGGCACUCAGAGGGAUGUCCCUCAUCCACAACAAGGCAAAUCUGGCUGUGAAUUAAGAGUUGAAGCUUUGAAAUCUGCUUCCCACCUUGACCUGGCCUUCGAGGGGCAGUGGUGGGGCUGCCGUGUGCUGUGGCUUUAAGGCACUGCCAGGCAGCAGCAGUUCCUCCAGGCUGGAGCACCAGAACUGAUCCUCUGCUCCACAGGGCUCGCAGCACUGGCUGCUCUCUGCUUAAUAACAUUUGGCUGCUGCUGAGACGCCUGAGCAGCGAGCUCCAGCUGCCUCCCAGCCCUGCAGGGUCCCACCUGCCACCAUGGCAGCAGCACAGGGCUCCCCUGCGCCCAGGGCUGCCAAGUCCUGCAAGAAGCAGCGCACGGUGAAGCGGCAGACUGGCAUCUACACCUACCAGGAGCCUCCCCACAGCAACUCGGAUGACGAUGCUGCUGAGGAGAAGGCUGAGAGCCAUGACCCAGAGCAGAUAUUUCAGAACAUCCAGUACCAGAAGGAGAUCAUGUCCAACAUCCGCUGCCGGCCGUGGCCGAUGAGGCAGAAGCUGAGGGCGCUCAGGCAGGCGAAGGAGAUCGUGCUGAAGUACGAAGGGAGGCUCACGAGAACCAGAGGUUACCAGGCUGCUGGGGCAGAGCUUUGGAAGAAGUUUAUUCGACUUGCAUACAAUUUUGUGGUAAUCUUUAUUCCUUGGGAAAUGAGAAUAAAGAAAAUAGAGAGUCAUUUUGGGUCUGGAGUUGCCUCUUACUUCAUCUUCCUGAGAUGGCUGUUUGGAAUCAAUAUUGUCCUUACCAUAAUGACAGGAGCAUUUGUAGUCCUACCAGAGCUCCUGGCCGGGGCCCCGUUCGGCAGCACAGUCAGCAAGACCAUUCCCAAGGAGAACAUUGCAUCUGCUCAAGACCUGGACACCAUCUGGUCCCUAGGGGGCUACCUCCAGUACUCUGUUCUGUUUUAUGGCUACUAUGGUCGGGACAGGAAGAUUGGGAAAGCUGGAUACCGGCUGCCUCUUGCCUACUUCCUUGUUGGAAUGGCUGUGUUUGCUUACAGCUUCAUCAUUCUUCUAAAAAAAAUGGCAAAGAACUCAAGAAUGAGUUUAGCAAGUGCCUCUGAUGAAAAUUACACUUUCUGCUGGAGACUGUUCUGUGCUUGGGACUAUUUGAUAGGAAACCCUGAGGCUGCAGAGAGUAAAGCUGCUGCCAUAGUCAACAGCAUCAGGGAAGCUAUAUUGGAAGAACAGGAAAAGAAGAAAAGCAAAAACUUGGCAGUGACCAUAAGCUUAAGAAUUAUUGCAAACAUCCUCGUGCUUCUGUCCCUUGCGGGAAGUAUUUACAUCAUCUACUUUGUCGUGGAUCGAUCCCAAAGGUUAGAGCGCACCAAAAAGGAAUUGACUCUUUGGGAAAAAAAUGAGGUCAGUGUAGUUGUGUCACUGAUCACAAUGAUUGCACCCUCUGCUUUUGAACUUGUGGCAGCUCUGGAGAUGUAUCAUCCAAGGACCACUCUUCGCUUCCAGCUUGCCAGGGUUCUUGUCCUCUACCUGGGAAACCUCUACAGUUUAAUCAUUGCCCUCCUGGAUAAAGUGGACAGUAUGAGUGUCACUGACUCUGACGUGAACAACAAUGCAAGUAAUUCUACCAUCUCCUUAGCAACCAACGCUCUUUCUAAGGACGGCAAUUUAACCAUUCCUAAUGUACAAAUUAAGAGAAAUGGCUUUGUCACAUUGGAAGAGCAUCGCACCCAAGGCCUGACAGACUCACUGGUUAACCAAACAAUUUACUUUAACACCCAGAACCCACAGGAUCAGUGCUGGGAGACAUAUGUUGGUCAAGAGAUGCUCAAGCUUUCAAUUAUCGACAUGAUUUUCACAGUUGCAAGCAUCCUGCUAAUUGAUUUUUUCCGUGGACUGUGUGUCCGGUAUUUGAGUGAUUGCUGGUGCUGGGAUCUAGAAAGCAAGUUUCCAGAAUAUGGAGAAUUCAAAAUUGCAGAGAAUGUAUUGCAUUUGGUCUACAACCAAGGAAUGAUCUGGAUGGGAGCUUUCUUUUCACCUUGCUUACCAGCAUUCAAUGUGCUCAAGUUGAUUGGACUCAUGUACCUGAGGAGCUGGGCUGUGCUGACGUGCAAUGUACCACACCAGCAGGUUUUCAGAGCAUCUCGAUCCAAUAAUUUCUACUUGGCCAUGUUGCUGUUUAUGCUGUUCUUGUGCAUGUUGCCAACCAUCUUUGCUAUUGCCAGAUAUAAGCCAUCCUUAAGCUGUGGCCCCUUCAGUGGUCAAGAAAAAAUAUAUGAUAUUGUUUCUGAAACGAUUCAAAAUGAUUUUCCCACAUGGUUCAACACAGUGAUCACUUACAUCAGCAGUCCUGUGGUUGUCCUCCCUGCACUACUACUGUUAUUCAUGCUAAUCUACUACCUACAAAGUAUUGCAAGAUCAUUAAAAUUCACCAACAAUCAACUGAGAAUGAAGAUACAAACAGAAAGAACCGAAGAUAAGAAAAAGGUGGUUCAGAUGGCAGUAGCCAGAAUCCAAAAUCUGGACGCUAAUGACAAAAGACCAGAGCAAGAAACUGAUAUUAUCAGCCAGGAGUCUUCUGUUUGGUCCUCAACACCCCGAAAGAAUGGCAGUGUCCUGAACUUUGAAUCUCCUGUGAGCAAAGGCACCAGAAUACAAACCAUUUCCCAGUCUGUGCCCCAAGCUGUGCCAACAAGUGAUGUUGUGAGACCUGCCAACACAACUCCCACAGCUUCGACCUCUUUAACACCAGCUCCCUCUGUGUCAAGUGUACAGAAACCAAGAAAUGAUCAUAUCACAAACAGAUACCCAAGUGUUGUUCAUAGAAGUGCAAGUGAGCUGUGCAAAACAAAGCCCUACACACCAGUGACUUUCAAAAAGCACACUGAGGAUGUUCAUUCUGACCCUCUCUUCAGAAAAGCCAUUCGGCAGGUAAAUUCCGAUGCCCUUGGGGCGGGGGCUCCUGUAUUUUUGGGAUGCAGACCAUAUGCCACCAGGUAUUUUCUGGUUAAUGAAAACGAGUCUCGCAAAAAAUCGCUCCGUUCUACCUCCCGACUCCAAAGGCAUUUCAGAAAGGAGGAAUCAGGAGACAUUAUUGAGUUGUAUCCACGCCACAUCAGAAGAUACGUGGUCCGAACACCACACCAGAUGUAUUCCCCUCAUCCCAGUGAAGAUGAGGAGGAUGAAGAAGAACUUGAGAAAGAAUUCAUGAACAGAUCCCAUCGCCCUCGCUCACUGUCUGACCUUCACCCGGCAUCACGGUUUUACAUUGGGGAUCACGCUGAUGGCCACAUUCUAAUGAGCAAAGAUCUAGGCAGAGUGCAUUACAAAUCCUGGGAUGAUGGUUUUGAGCAGGACCUGGACAGGCCUCCAUAUGCUUACAAGAAAGUACACCUGAACUAUCCUGAGCCACGUGUGAAACCAAAAUCAAAGCAAAAGCUGGAGCAAUCUCUAACAGAGUCGGAUUCCAUCUCCAUUGAAUCCAGCAGUGAUCCACAGAACAGCAGCAAUGACCAGUACAUCCAGGUCAUUCAUACCAAGGACAAGUACCCAAAAACUGGGGGAAAAGUCACCAAAAAGAAAUCUAAAAACAGUGUAGAUUUAAGUAUGUCUGAGCCUAGUGAACUGGUGUGCUCAAAUGUCUGAGAAAGUGCCCCAGCCUCGUUGUGUUUUGAGCUGGUUUAUGUGCAGCUGUAAUUUACUUGCUGUUGGAGGUCUGUCAGAGUAACUGCGACAUAGUUUUUGUAAGAAUGGUGUAUAUAGCCACUCGAGGUGGGAAAAUUCUUGUGUUUUACUCUUAAUUGUACCUUGCUUUAAUAUCACAACUGAUGUCGUGAAUUUUAGAAAAGAAGGUUAUUCCAAUUUAUUCCAUACUGUUACACUGUCAAAACCCAAAAUCUCUGCCUACUGGAAAAUCAAAAGCCAUGUACUUGGGGCACUGUAAUUAAAACAGUACAGAAAUACAUCAGAUGAGGCUCUUUUUAUCUGACGCAGCCAGAGCUGAAGAUGCUUCCUGAAUAAAUUCAGCAGGGAAUCAGCUUCCUGUAAAC
Taeniopygia guttata (zebra finch) is the source of this 12262-nucleotide messenger RNA. RefSeq names its product transmembrane channel like 3 (gene TMC3). Gene Ontology annotation, molecular function: mechanosensitive monoatomic ion channel activity. The record is from RefSeq and is a predicted model, not a curated record. Lineage: Eukaryota; Metazoa; Chordata; Aves; Passeriformes; Estrildidae. Gene Ontology annotation, cellular component: plasma membrane.